GCGACUGUUUCACGGUCUCUCUAGUCAAAACAACACAUAAAUGAGGCGAUUAAAUAAUUUAGUGACUUUCUUCACAGCCAUAACUGCCUUCUUCUUCGGUAGUUUCAUCACAAAGAUACUCAGCUCCGUAGACCAAUGUCCGGCGCACCGCAGCAGAAUCCCCCACCUGGAGCCGCACCCGAACCUCUUCCUUAUGGUGUUGGUGCUCAGCGCACCGCACAAUGCCGAUGAGAGAAACGCGAUACGGAGCACCUGGCUGGCAAAUGCCGGCCAAUCCCUCACACAGCCCUACCUGCCCGAGGAGCUGAUUUAUCUUCCGACAUUCAACGCCCAGGGCCACUUGCAGGUGGAGCUGGUGGCGGAGCAGGCGAGCCGGCUAAGGCAGUACACGAAUUGGCAGCAAAGUCUGCUGACGGAAGAUCCUCCAAAGACCAAAAGGCUGAUCACCGUGAAGCACGUAUUUUCCAUCGGCACGCUAGAUUUAAGCAGCUCGGCGCUGGCGGAGCUGGAGAAGGAGCAGAAGCAGCACAACGAUCUCUUGCUGUUAAACCAGCACCAUGACACAUACAGGAAUCUUACGGCGAAGCUCAUGCAGUCCCUCGAUGUCCUGAGACGCCACUACGAGUUCUCGUAUGUGCUGAAAGUGGACGAUGAUACCUAUGUUAAGCUGGACAGUCUGGUCAAUACGCUGGUUUCCUACGAUCGCAAGUUGCUGCGAAAGAGGUCGGAGUAUAGGGACCAUGUGUUGCCUCAGCUUUAUUGGGGUUACUUUAACGGCCGAUCCACAAUUAAAACGAAGGGCCAGUGGAAGGAGUCCAGUUACUACCUUAGCAAAAACUACCUGCCGUAUGCACUGGGCGGGGGAUACGUUCUGUCCCGAAGUCUGUGUGACUACAUUGUCAAUAACUCUCAACUGCUGUCGCCCUAUGGGUCCGAGGAUGUCUCCGUUGGCACCUGGCUCGCCCCACUGCGUCACGUCUAUCGGUGGCACGAUCCCAGAUUCGACACCUCCUACGCACCGCGCAAGUGUCGGUCCUACCACAUGGUGCUGCACAAACGCAGUGGGCAGAUGAUGAGGGACAUCCAUGACGGUGAACUCUGCAGUGGCAUUGGUUCGAGCAUAUUGUCCGAUUACUAUUACGAUUGGACGAGAACAGCGGAUAAAUGCUGCGACAGCUUAGUAGCGUAGCAGUAUCAUGGACAGACUAACCAGCGCUGAACUGGCAAUUUGAUAGGAUCUUCCCUUCCUUCACGACCAGCUACCACGACUCAGCCGGCUGUGCAGAGCUCCUCGCUGUGCUUUGCAUUUGCAGCCGAAGAGCAUCCUCCACUGCGAUGGCCAAGAAGCAACACUCGUUUUGUGGCUAGUGGGGCACGUUUGCAUGCGUAGAAGUAGUUUGAAAUGUCGAGACUGCAAUGGCAGGACAUAAUUCCACAAGACAAGGUAAACAAUUAGCAUGGACACUUAGAAGAACUUAACGCCGUGGCUGCCGUCCAUCUCGAUCAGCUCACACCUGCCCUUUUCCUCCAGCAACCGGAGGGCACUGAGCAGCACCGCCUCGUCCACGCCGUGAAAGUCCAGGUGAGAGGUGUUCUCGCCGGAGGCGAUCUCGUACAGCGUGCAGAUGGUGUUCGUCUGGCCCGUUUCCUGCACCCAGUCGUACACCAUGUUGCCAUACUCCUCGAGUGUGAACCAGUACACCUGCCACUCCUGGCGUCGCUUGUCCAGUGGAUUCGCAUGCCCGCUCCGCUCCAGCUCGCCCAGGAUGGCCAGGACGAGCUCUGGCGAGAGGCGGCGCUUCAGGGAUUCGUUGUGAAACAGCGGCGAGUUCUGGUCCCCAAUGCUGAGCGUAAACCUAUUCGUGUGCCUGAGGUAUUUGAGAAAGAGAUCUGUCCAGACCUUCAGCUGCUGCUGCCUGGUUUCUUCGUGGGGCUGUAGUCUAAUAUCCGGGGGUUAGUCGAGUGAUGGAGCAUCUUAUGGUCGGAACUCACGUAAAGAAGGGUGGGAAGGUGUACUCCCAGGGCCACUGGAACUCCGUCAUUCUAAUAAACUACGAUCUAAACAUUUGUUUUUCCAAUGUAAGAGAUUACUAAUAGCUUAGAGUGACCAUAUGCGUCAAAUAACAAAAUACCUUAUUAUUCAAAAACCAUUCAAAAAUAUUAAAAAAUUCGUUACUUUUUUAA
Molecule: messenger RNA, 2184 nt
Organism: Drosophila mauritiana
Lineage: Eukaryota; Metazoa; Arthropoda; Insecta; Diptera; Drosophilidae
Gene: beta3GalTII
Product: beta-1,3-galactosyltransferase 6
Exons: 2
Coding region: 41-1189 (382 amino acids)
Biological process (GO): glycosaminoglycan biosynthetic process
Cellular component (GO): membrane
Molecular function (GO): UDP-galactosyltransferase activity
Source: RefSeq, a predicted model, not a curated record